AUGGCCCCAAAACUCGACCCGAAUGAAAUCAAGAUAAUCUAUCUUCGGGCUACUGGAGGAGAAGUGGGUGCAUCUUCUGCACUCGCACCCAAGAUUGGUCCUCUGGGUCUGUCACCCAAGAAGGUUGGAGAAGAUAUUGCCAAGGCGACCGGCCAGUGGAAGGGUCUUCGUGUUACUGUCCAACUUACGAUACAAAAUCGACAAGCCGCUGUCUCCGUUGUUCCCUCCGCCUCAUCCCUCGUCAUCAAAGCCCUUAAGGAGCCACCACGCGACCGUAAAAAGGAGAAGAACAUCAAACACUCCGGAAACAUCCCUCUUGAUGAGAUAUUCGAUAUUGCCAGGACUAUGAAGUCAAAAUCUUUGGCCAAGGAGCUGUCAGGUUGUGUGAAGGAGAUUCUUGGUACUGCACAGUCGGUGGGAUGCACAGUAGAGGGCAUUCCUCCUCACGAUGUCAUUGACCAGAUUAACUCGGGAGAGAUUGAAGUGCCAGACGAGUAG
This is a messenger RNA of Lentinula edodes (shiitake mushroom), 498 nucleotides long. Its product is annotated as ribosomal protein L11. Gene Ontology annotation, cellular component: cytosolic large ribosomal subunit; ribosome. Lineage: Eukaryota; Fungi; Basidiomycota; Agaricomycetes; Agaricales; Omphalotaceae. Gene Ontology annotation, molecular function: large ribosomal subunit rRNA binding; structural constituent of ribosome. The record is from RefSeq and is a predicted model, not a curated record. Gene Ontology annotation, biological process: translation. Bases 1 to 498 code for a protein of 165 amino acids. The transcript is spliced from 4 exons.